GUUCGUCUGCAUGCCGUGUUUUGGUUACACAGCAGUGAUCCAGGGAAAGUUACCAUCGGCAUGAGGAUGAUGUAUUGAUAGUCAUCAGUUGUGCUACACGCAAUAACAUCAUAUUGGUCAAGUUUCCAAGUACAAUAAAUUUUCAUUGGGGUUCACGAUGUCAAAAUCUGAUAGUGACGAUGACGAGUUCGAGAGCGCAGACGAAGGUGACGAAUCAACAGAUGAGAGUUGCAAUGAAGAGGAGUAUACGUCAAAUGGAAACAUUUCAGCGGUGCAAACAGGGUUGAGUAAAGAAAAGGAAGAAGUACUGAAAGAACUAGAUGAAGACAAGCCAGUUGCAGCUCCUAAACUUACUGGAAUUGUAGACCCUUCAAAUAAUUCUGAAAGUCCUGUCUGUUUCUCAGAAGAGUUUCCACAUAAUGAAGAACUGAAGGAUGUUAAUGCUACUUCUACUGAAGACCAAAUAGCUCACACACAUGAAAUUCCACAUUCUAGCAAUACUUUGAAUAAGAUUCCUCCUGGUGAUGCACAAACUCAACAGGAAGACAACAAAAAUGAAACUACCGAGUUGCAAGAUAAUGUUCCCACAGAUUCUCUACCAAAAACUGUUGAUGAAACUAUUCCUCCUACUGAGCUAAUCUGUGAGGAUGCCCAAGUGCCAUCUCAUAUAGUAAACAAGAUUUCAACAAUGAGGAAUAUCUCUAAUCGUGGAAAAGUAAGAUCCAAGCCAACCCUAGGAGCAAAGAAACUAGGAGCAGUGAAAUUAUCCCAGCCACCUGAAUCUCCUAAUCUUGCCUUAUCAAAAAAUAAUUCCAAAGAAAUUUCCAAAGAGGUAGUCCCUUCUUCUGCUCAGCAGACUAGCGCAACUUCCAAUCCGAAUCCGAGGGAUGAUGGAUGGGGUUGGUUUGCUCCACCAAAGUCGCUGAUGUCAUCCGUGGCCUCGCUAACUAAUCAAAUACUUUCAACUGUGGAGAACGGUUUGAACAUUCCGGAACCCGAAGAUUUAGCCAAAGAAGAUAUGCUAUUUCCCGAUAAAAAAUGCACUGAGGUCGAAGACCAGGUUCCUAAGCAAACAACUCAAGAAGAAAAAACUGCGGGCUUUACUCAGCUCUCUCUCUUUGGCGGAGUCAGCAAUAUCACCAAAUUCGUUGAGACUACGAGUAACAGUUUAUUCUCUACUGGAUUGGAUACUCUCGAACUUUUGGGUAAGAAAACCAUCGAUGUUUUACAACAAUCCGACCCUGGACUAAAACGAACGAAAGCUGUGCUUGCAAAUCCACUUCACGGUUCACAGGAUCGCCCAUGUCUCUCACAGAUUUUACGAGAAGCUAAAGAAAUCAGCGAGGUUGCAAUUACUGAUUCGGCAUCGGCAACGGGUUCUUCAGAAUCAGUAAUUCCUAAACUUACGGGUUUAUUUGAACUCCAUAAUGGAAUUGUUCAUCUGGAAGCUCUAGAAAUGCUUUCCCAACAAUGUCAAAACCGCGUUGCACCCCAAAUCCGUCGAUUGCCUUCAGAGAGGAAAGCCAUUGUAGAUGAGAUAGCUGUGCUUUGUUCUCGAACGGAUGACACUGAAGAUAGCGACGGUUCCAACUCAGAUGUGCUUGAUUUGCAAGCUCUCGAGCAAAAUCUUUCAAAUUGUUUUGAUCGUAUAAGUCUCGAGCUGUCGUUGAAGAAAUUAAUGAAUGCUUUUAGAGAUGGAAUGUCAGACUCGGUGGAAGUUAGCUCAUCAUUAGAGGUCUACCGACGUGCCUUAGACUCGUUAGCCUUGGUUACGUCACUUGCGGUUGAACUCUUUCACAAAGGCGCUGAACUCACUCUGAUGGCAAGCAAACCCUCCAAUCCGACAAUCGGUGCACGGUUGGAAGCUGAAACUUUUCAGAGUGUGACAAAUGUUUUGGCGGCAGAGAUUUCGAAGCUGGGUAGCCAUCAUGCUAAUCAAAUUAUUUGGGUGAAAGACGCCGACCAUACGAAUUAUUCGACUGACAUUUAUUACGAAGCCUCUAAUUGUCGCUCCUACUUAGAGAAUGCUUUGAAGCUAAUGAUACCGAUCCUACAAUCACGCGUUCUCUAAGCGCUAUUUACUUUCCAAUGCUGCGACUUAGAGGGUUUCCUAAAGCUGUUUCUAUGCAUAACCAAAAUCUAAAUUCCGGUUUUUUCUGCUAUUGUUCGGUCUACAAAUGGCAUGCUAUGUUUCGUUGGGUGGAUUAAAUACAAUGGUCUAAAAAGGA
Daphnia magna is the source of this 2228-nucleotide messenger RNA. RefSeq names its product protein FAM114A2. Bases 158 to 2071 code for a protein of 637 amino acids. The record is from RefSeq and is a predicted model, not a curated record. NCBI's taxonomy places the organism in Eukaryota, Metazoa, Arthropoda, Branchiopoda, Diplostraca, Daphniidae. The transcript is spliced from 8 exons.